CCUCCCACUGAUGAUGGCCUGUCCCAAACACAAGACAAAAACAAAUCGCACAUACAAAGGGACGUAAAUACUAGCGUGUGCUGUGUUAGCGACGACUGAUCUGCUCAUCUUUCCACUGGCUGUUCAAGCUCAGACAAAGAUGGUUUCUCCUGUCACUGUGGUCAAGAGCGAGGGUCCAAAGCUUGUUCCGUUCUUCAAAGCCACUUGCGUCUACUUUGUUCUGUGGCUGCCCACCUCGAGUCCCUCCUGGUACAGUGCCCUCAUCAAAUGUCUGCCCAUCUUCUGUCUUUGGGUUUUUCUGCUCGCUCAUGGCAUCAGCUUUUUAGGUGCCCACUCCAGUGCCAGGAAAAUCCUGGCAGGACUUAUUUUUUCAGCUUUGGGUGACGCAUUUCUCAUCUGGCAAGAACAAGGCUACUUUAGUCACGGAUUGCUAAUGUUCGCCAUCACCCACAUUCUCUACUCUUCGGCCUUUGGGAUGAAGCCCCUCAACUCGAGAGCAGGUCUGGUCAUCGCUGUCAUCUCAGGCCUCAGUUACACCCUUCUUUACCCCUACCUCUCUGGUCCCUUCACCUACCUGGUGGCCGUUUACAUCGCUCUCAUCGGCUUCAUGGGCUGGAGGGCCAUUGCUGGAGUCCAGCUCGCCAAUGACCUCUGGACCUGGACGAAACUGUCGGCCUGCCUCGGAGCCGUCCUCUUCAUGGUAUCUGACCUCACCAUUGCCGUCAACAAGUUCUGCUUCCCUGUGCCCCACUCUCGAGCCAUCAUAAUGGCGACCUACUAUGCAGCCCAGAUGUUGAUCGCACUGUCGGCUGUGGAAUGCCAAGAUGCCGAUCGGAAAAGAGCCUGAAGAAUCGCACGUUAACAAACCAUCCCCUAAUGACUCCACAUCAUUAGCAGCUGCACAGGUUCAAGUUCCACUUCCAGACACCUCUGGUCCAUCCACAGUUCCCCUGUCUGAGCAUGACCGGGAUAUAUUGGUUAUAGUUGAGGAAUCGUCAGUUUAAAACCAUGUAAGACCAGACCAAUGGGAGAAUUCUUGCUAGAUUCAUGUACAAGGUUUGAUAGUCUUGGUCUUUAGCCCCUUGACUUAGUCAGGUCUCUUACCAUAGUUCCUUAGUCUUACCAUACCACAUUCCUCUAGUAGUUACCACUAUUUUGGUGUCAAGACAGUUUUGGAGUUCUGGUUACUAGGUCCUCAAUUUACCCUACUUCCUUACCUUAGUAUCUUCUCCAUUUCAACCGAGACUACCCCAGUGUCUUCUCAUUGUCUCUGAUAUCAAGUCCACUUCAGAUAGUCCUUAAUGGCUAGUACUGUGAACAAAGUGAGAAUCCUGAGUGACUAGUGUUCAUCAGGAACCUACUUUCAGGCCUGCAGAAUGGACCAGAAAACAAUACAAAUGGUUCAGGUUUUUCUUAGGGGCUGGUUUCCCCGUCUCACCGUAGAUUUCCCAAACGUAAUCAGAGGGCAGCAUGAAAAUCAUUUCAUACUAAAGCAGAUAUGUUAGCGUAGUGCUGCUGUAUUGAAAAUCAAUGCACAAUCUUUGCUGUAGUAUUGUGAGGUAUACCUUAAUGCUUAUCCUGUGUCACUGACACAUUUUAAAGUGUUGAUUUAGUGUUGAGUUAGUACACAACACAUGUGCUGGAGUAGUUGUCUUGGCUCAAAUAGGCCAUCAAGCCCAAAUGACUGCAACCAGUGCUAGCAUUGUCUCUUGGAUGAGGCUAUCCUUAACUAAGAUUUGAGAUGUAUUUGAAAACACAGGUCAAGACUCUCAUAAAAAGGGAAGGUGGUCUCUUUCUUGGAGGUGAUUCGGUGACAGUUUCUGUUAUCUUUUCCUUGGGUUUCUGCCAAGUCAGCAGCAUUGCUCAAUACCUCUACCACAAGGAAAUGGCAAAUAAGUACAAAGUUGUACUGUUCGUUUUGUCUGUAUAGUAUCAGAUAAUGUUUGUAAAGAGGGCGUGAUGUCAGAUGAUACUCAUGUAUCGAGCUUCCAACCACUUUCAUAUGUCUAUUGCCAGUAGGAAGCGUCUUACUCAAGGGAAAGUGGGAAGCCCUGUGGUGGGCGAAUAAACUUCUGCGUUGUGCGCUUUAGAUGAGGUAUUUUAUCUGUAAGCCAGUACUUUUUGAAACGAAUUCUCACUCUUUUCUCAUCUCAUUCGUAUCUAUUCCUCCACCUGAAAAUGUGUGAAUGUUUCACAGCGUGAUUGAGUGAAAAUUUCACAGCGUGUGAAUAUUCCACAGUACAGUGUUUUUCUUGUUUGGUACUGUGCUGUAUUAGCUGAAUCAGGGUGAAUCACAUCAUAUUUGUAGUCAUAUUUAACUACAGAUUUAAAAAGCAUAUUUUGCAUAAAGAAAAUGUCUAUUUUAGGAUCAUGAAGGUGUUAUUUUCACGGCAUUCUCCUGACCGUAAUGUGAAAAUGAUUAAUGCACCCAGACGUUUUACUCUUGUUAAUAAUUCUCAUUGAUGAUUCUCAUUAGAUUUUCAAUACUAUAAUGAGAAUAUUUCUCUGCCGACCCAAUGUUUUUUUUUAUUUUUUAUGGGACCACAUAUACUAAAAUCAUGCAAGUAUUUUACAAUAUAAAUAUGUAUUUUUCACAUUACGUUAAUGGUAAUUAAUCCAUAUAGUUAAUAUGAACUUAACUGAGAUACUAAAUAUCAAUAUCAAUGAAAACUGGUACUAAACUAGGCUUCGUUUCAUUUAUGCAAAAUAUUUAAAUCUAAAUAUUAGGUUUUGGUUGGUGAAAUAUAACCUGGACAUUUUUCUGACAGGCUUUGUGAGAUAGCACAUGUACUGUACUUUAUUAUCAGUUGAUUCUGAUCAUUGUUUUAUUCAUAAAUCUCAAUAAGGGAUCAUCAGCUGAUCCUGCACUGAUGCUAAAUGAGGGAACCGUCAUCAGCCAUGAUGGAAAAUACUGCUUGGUCUGAUAUGUACUCAGCUGUUGUGCCUCAGGUGUGAGUGGAAAUGAGCUUUGAAUGCAAACACAGCGGAUCACUCAACAGUGGUCCAUUUUAAAGUGAUAUGGCAUCCUCAACCUGGUCGUCUUGCACGAGACGGCAACAUCCAUGUACACUGGUGUGUUCAGCAAACAAAACAUUGAACAUUUCCAGUGGACAAAAAACUUAGUCUUUGUAAGUUCAGUUUUUCUACAUUAAAUUUGAAUUCAAUGAAUUACAUUUUGCUUCUCAAGUAAAACAAGCCUUCACAUCAAAUUAAAUAUGUUAUCUACUGUUCUCUAUGGCCUAUUGCGUUCAUCAUACUGAUACGCACAUAGUGAAAAUGCUACUGUCGCUAUCAACAAGCACUCUCACCCUUGAGAAACAGUGUGGCUAUUUUUGACACAUUUGCUCAAUGCCAAGUUUCGUAGGUUCCCUAUUCAUGGGUCACACUGUCAGCAAAACAUUUCAGCUUAGCAGAAAAAAACCGUACAUGAUUUGCAAGGUCAUCAAAACAUCAUGUCGCCAUUGUGUGUCACACUACGAAUCAGUAAUGUGUUGUGAAGAUCUGCGGCAGAACGAUAUAUUGAAUGAAAUUAUAAUUUCUCGUAUGAUGAUUUCCAUGGAAAAACCCCAGUAAGCGUUCCCAUUUUAGGGGCGAACACAGACUUUUCUAGUGAUUCAAAGUUAAUUCUCAUAGUAGCCUUUAGAAAGUCAAUAUUCCUAUUCUAUACUUAGCAUUUCUUUUGUUCUUUGUUUACAACCUGCUGUCACCUCCCAGAUGGUUAGAAAUCGACCUUGCGUGGUCAUUUCCUUCUCUAUUGUGUAAAUGCGCACUCCGUAGAGGAGAACAGGUGCCUUCUGUUUCCCUCACUGAAAUGCUGUCUUUUGAGAAGUGUGGAGACAGUCACUGGCACAGGGAAGAUUUCCUUUCCAUCUGGCUUUGCUUUAGCUUGCAAACCUUAUUCAAAUGGCAGUGAGCGCGAUCAUUUUACCCCCGCUUGUCAGCACUCGGGUGUUUGAUGCUUUUGUGUUGGGUCGAGGGGGAUGAAACAGAAUGCUGGGUGUUCAGUGGGUUCAGUAUUGAUGAAUGUGUUUAGGUAUAGCAGUCCUGUUGUUAAAGAUAAUGAUGAAUAAUCCACUUGGUUCAAAGCACACCACUGAGGGAUGUAAAUAUCUGCACUUUUCCAUUUUAUCUUUUUAAACAUUGCUGAUAUUCUCUUUAUGAGCUUGAGGCUUGAAACGGUCUACGCACAUGCUGGAUGCAAUUACUAAAGCCCGAUUUUGUGUAAAACUGCGUUCCUAAACAUGUCAGGCGACAAUUCGUAACAUGAUGCAAGUGCGUGUUGCAUUCUCAGCGUCACCACUAGGGGUGUUAUAAAUUCUGUUCCUCUACGGUCGGUCAGUUUUUAUUUUGUUUAUUUUUUUAUAAACCCUCUGGUGCUCUUCGUGUAGCAGUCAAAAAAUGACAAUGUUUUUUUUUCAAUGAAAUGAAUGCACUAUAUUUUAGUUCAAUGUUUUUUAUUUCAUAUUUUGUAUUUUUAGGGGAUUUUAUGGUACUAAAUUAUAUUUAUGCAGUAGUUAUAAUCCAUUUAAUCCAUUAUAAUCCAACUUAAACAUAAAUCUUGAAUGCUUUAGAGCACAGACUUAAGUUUGGUCGCUUUUUAAAGACGAUACUUGGCAAAUUAUUGCUGAAGUAAAAAAAGAAUUUGACGUUUAUUGUUAUGAAAAAUGUAUCCUUUUUUAAAUUUAAAUUUAUCCUUUUUGAAUCAUGUCCAUGAUUUUGUGUGUGUGUGUGUGUUCACAUAGCAAGUUCUAAAACCUUUACCAAGUUUUGUAAUAUUCAGAUGAAGUAAAAAUUCUAAAAAAAAACAAAAAACAAAAAAAACCUUAUAAUUUUUUGUCCAAAAAUGACCGAAGAGCAUCAGAGGGUUAAUGUCAACAGUUUGAAUAGCAUCUUACUGAGCAAUUUAGUUAAAAAUUAGAUAAAUAAAUGGCAUGUUUAUAGCUAGCUACUUAAAACUAUAAAGAUAACUAAAAUGAUAACUAGCACCCCCCCAAUGGACGAUAAUGUUGUUUACUAUAAGCGCACACUGCAAUUGCUAUCUGCCAUUUUAACUGCUGUCCUAAUCAGCUGCUAUACCUUCUCUGAUGUUAGACUGAGCAUCAGUGACUGACAGGAGUCUCGCAUUAGCAUGUUGCUAAGCUAACGCAAUAGCAUGUCAUUACGCUCACAAUAGACCUUCUUCUUUUUAUUUAACUAGUGUUUAUCGAUGUGUUUUCAGUAUUAAGUGAAAUUUAAGUAUUUAUAUUUAAAAUUUCUUCUGACUCGUCCUCCAUCUUGGAUUGAUUUUUCGCGCAAUGCAUUCUGGGAUCGCAUUCUCUGUAAAGGAUACUUGCAAUGCUGUGUUAGAAUGUGGCUAAAUGAGAUAUCUUAGAAUGUACACUUCGUGAUGGAAGCAUCUAUGAUGCCUUGAAAUGCUUUCUAGGUAGCUUUGCAUAUUCAGACAUCACAUUUGAGGAAAAAGAAACAUUUUCUCUCUUAUUUAUUCUGUUUUUUUUGUAAUUUUUUUUUUUUUGCUUUAACACACCUUACGUACAACAUUACGUACAAUCACAACUUUACCAAGUUUGCUUUGUAUCACCUCUGCCUUUAAGAGUAAAUCCAAGGGUAGUUGCUGUUACUAACAUCAAAAUAUAGUAAAUGGUCAAUUCCAUCUUAUGAGAAAGUCUUAUAAGAUACUAGUGUAUUAACAUUAUUACUUACCAUAGCUGACUGUAACUGCUGUCCAGUACUCAAUGCACAUACUGCAAGUGUAUUCUUAUGUUGGAUCUCACAUCUUAACAUUUAGUUACGAAAAAGUACAAAGCAUCUAAGGUGGACCAAUAUUGCUAUAGUUUUUAGAAUCGAAUAUAUGUAAACAUUUUCUGACUAUGCUGUGUGUAAGGCAGUGACAAUACUUUGGUAGUGAAAGCUGUGCAGUUGUGAUUGCAAUCUUUAAAAAAAUAGAAAAAUAAAUCCUUGAGGAGGUUUUAUGGUCUGAAGUCUGUGAACAAUAUUACUAAAUAAGGGAAACUCUUAUUUAUUGGAGUACCUCUCUCUUUCUCUUGCUAUAUAUCUAUAUAUUUUUACAGUUGACCCUUAACAUUGUGAAGUUAUUAUUAUGUUGUGAACGAAUGCUGUUAUUUUUUGCUGAGUAGAUGUGAGGUCUAUUCAAUUUUUUGCCUUAUUGUUAAUGUCCAGUAGUUUAAUUCCUUUAGUUAUUGUGUUAAAGGACCGUACUGCUCCUUUACUAUAGUGAUACUGCUAUGAAUGUGAUUCAGUCCAAGUAAGAAAUAAAUGCAACUGCAAUGCAACUGAAAACAUAA
This is a messenger RNA of Megalobrama amblycephala (Wuchang bream), 6302 nucleotides long. It is a transcript of the gene tmem86a, whose product is annotated as transmembrane protein 86A. The record is from RefSeq and is a predicted model, not a curated record. Lineage: Eukaryota; Metazoa; Chordata; Actinopteri; Cypriniformes; Xenocyprididae. Gene Ontology annotation, cellular component: membrane. The coding region runs from base 140 to 847 and encodes 235 amino acids. The transcript has 3 exons.